Messenger RNA from Silurus meridionalis, 2991 nucleotides. It is a transcript of the gene birc2, whose product is annotated as baculoviral IAP repeat containing 2. Lineage: Eukaryota; Metazoa; Chordata; Actinopteri; Siluriformes; Siluridae. Gene Ontology annotation, cellular component: spindle microtubule; cytoplasm; nucleus. The record is from RefSeq and is a predicted model, not a curated record. Gene Ontology annotation, molecular function: cysteine-type endopeptidase inhibitor activity involved in apoptotic process. Gene Ontology annotation, biological process: negative regulation of apoptotic process; regulation of cell cycle. Bases 911 to 2812 code for a protein of 633 amino acids. The transcript is spliced from 10 exons.
GUACUUUCCAAACCAAAACCGCCCACAUACGCUGCCUUCAGCCAUUAUAAAAGCAAACGCAACAGCGCAUUUGCGCGAAACCCGCAGUUUUAAUAUCCGGUGCUUGGUAUUUUCCAUUGACGUAAGCAGGAAAUCCAUUUUGAGUCUCACUACAGGAGAAAGAACAGAAAGAGGCGGUUUAUAGGAAUCAUCUCGACACUGCUCUUCUGGUUGUGGUUUUUUUUUUCUGUGGUAACGGCACCACUGAAGCAGAGUGAUAUCACCGACAGAAUCAAACCCCUGUUUCUUAAGCAACAUAUUUUUAUUUCAUAAUUAGAUUAAACCUUCACACAUGGAUAUGUAAACCCCACCCUAAGGGAUGUCUUCAGGGAGAAGGGCUUUCUUUACCACAACCAGGAAUUUGAUAAAAAUUGAGUUAUUCAUUAACACAUGAUGCAUUGUUUAAAGUUUAGAUCGUGUCUGGUUUGGUUAAUUGUAUUUGUUAAUGAUCCUGGGUGAAGGCAUAUGGUAGACCUGGACAAUCACCCAGUUCAGUUUGUUAAUUCACCUUUUGUUUGGCACGUUGUUUUCUAACACGUUUAGUGUGGAUUUCAUUGGUUCAUUGGAUGUCCAUUCUUGUUUUUAUCAGUUUCAUCAGAGAAGGUAGUUUGACACAGAUAGAAUACACUUGCGUUGGAGUUUAGGUUGGUGUAAUCUGUAAUUAGAUUUUUAAGUGGGAGUUUUCAGAUGUGUUAUGACAGCCAGGAAAAGCCCAAUCAUCUAAGGGAAAGAAGGUUGUUUGUUCAGCUUAUGACUAGUUUUCCAGUCUUGUGACAAACACAAGUUACCAUAACUUUUUGUCCUUCGUUCCUCAUUAAAAUUCAGUGCACUCAAUAGCAUGUGUCACCAGUGUGCACUUUAGAUCCUGGAUAUGGUAAAUAAAGCCCUUCUCCCUGAGGACAUCCCUCUUUUUCUAUUCAUAAUGGAAAUCCUACAAAAUAGUGCUUUUUUAAGGGGUCUGUGUCGUACCAGUGGGCCAGCAGACCUACAAUAUGAUAACUCAAGCGAACUGUUUCGCAUUUCAACCUUUGCAAAGUUUUCCUCUUCGGCGACGGUGACCGAGAGAAGCCUGGCUCGCGCCGGGUUCUUCUACACCGGCGUAGGCGAUCGGGUCCAGUGUUUCCGCUGCAAUGUAAUCGUUGAUAACUGGCAGUCGGGCGAAUGCCCAGCCGAGAGGCAUAAGCAGAUGUCACCAAGCUGCACCUUCAUUCAAAGCUUGCCUUCCACUGCCAAUCUUUUGUCCUCCUCCCAUUCGGCCUUUUCACCACUGCGCAAUGCUACUAUCCUGCAACUAAACCUGCCUGUGGCCACUUCAACUUCGGGCCAGAUCGAUGAGCAAGCUGGAUAUCUGAAUAUGAGCAACCUUGCCCCUUCCAGCCCACUGUCAUCUCGGGGCGUGGAAGACAUGUCUCACCAGAGGCCACCUGCUUGCCACAAUCCCAGCAUGCGGCGCGAGCAGGAUCGCUUGGACUCCUUUCAAAACUGGAUCCUCACCACAAUCACGCCUGCCGAGCUUGCCAAAGCUGGUUUCUAUUAUCUCAGCCAGGGAGAUAGAGUGGCAUGUUUCAGCUGUGGUGGCCACCUGAGCAACUGGGAGCCUGGAGACAGGGCCGUGUCUGAGCACCAAAGGCAUUACCCUAAUUGCCGAUUUGUGAGAGGGGACCGAGCUGAUAACAUACCCAUCAAUUCUGGUUUGUCCAACGUGUCCAACCCAGCAAUGCAGCAGUGUGAAGAAAGAUUGCUAACAUUUGUAAACUGGCCUGCAAGAAUACCUGUCAGACCAGACCAGCUGGCCAAAGCUGGUUUUUACUAUGUUGGCCGCAACGAUGAUGUAAAGUGCUUCUGUUGUGAUGGAGGUCUCAGAUGUUGGGAAUCGGGAGAUGAUCCUUGGGUUGAACAUGCUAAAUGGUUUCCUAGGUGUGAGUACCUUUUGCAAGAAAAGGGACAAGAGUUUGUUCAUCAGAUCCAAGCCAGAUUUCCAAGAUUGUUUGAACAGCUCUUAAACAAUGGGGACUCGAGGGAAUUUGUUGAUCCACCUGUUGUACAUUUGGGUCCUGGAGAAGAGCGUUCAGAAGAUGCUAUAAUGAUGAACACGCCUGUGGUGAAAGCAGCCUUAGAAAUGGGCUUCGAACGCAAUUUAGUGAAGCAGACUGUCCAAAGCAAAAUUCUCACCAGUGGAGAAAACUAUAAAACUGUGCAGGAACUGGUGUCUGAUCUGCUGAGUGCUGAGGAUGAAAAAAGAGAAGAGGAGCGAGAAAUGUUUGCAGAGGAAAUGGCAUCAGAUGGCUUUACUUUUCUAAAGAAACACCACGCUGCCCUGACCCAGCGUUUGAAAAGUGUCCAGAGCCUAAUGGACCAUCUGUUGGAGGAGAACGUCAUUUCACAGAAGGAGUAUGACAUCAUACGCAACUGUACGUCAGUCAAGCAGCAGACCGGUCAGCUCAUCGAUCUGGUCUUGUCAAAGGGGAAUGCAGCAGCGGAAGUCUUCCGCAACUGGAUCAAAAAGAACGACGUGUACCUCUUGCGAGAGCUUAUGGCCCAGACAAAUGAAGCUGUAUCACCGAGUCAAGAUCUUUCAGACUUGCCCAUGGAGGAACAGCUGAGGAGACUUCAAGAAGAGCGCACAUGUAAAGUCUGCAUGGAUAAAGAAGUCAACAUCGUCUUUAUACCAUGUGGGCACCUGGUGGUUUGUAAAGAGUGCGCGCCUUCAUUACGCAAGUGCCCCAUCUGCAGAGGCUUGGUGAAAGGCACUGUACGCACCUUCCUGUCUUAAUUGUGCUAAAUUGUUUAGAAGCAUACUGUUAAACAUAACUGACUAAAUUCAAUUACACAUGGAGAAAUGCUUGAGGAAAAUGUAAACAGAUUGAUAAAGUGGUUUUAAAAAAAAUUGUCUUGUUUGUUAAAAAUGAUUUUAUUUUAUUUUUUCACAAUACAAUCCAUGAUUAAGUCUUC